UUUCAACCCCAAAUCAUGGAAACCAGCUCGGUUUCCAAAUGGGUGUUUUUGUUCUUGCUCUUACUUCAAAUGGGUGUUCAAAAGAUUCAGUGUACUGUCACAUAUGACAACAAGGCCAUUGUUAUUAAUGGUCAAAGAAGAAUCUUGAUUUCUGGUUCUAUACAUUAUUCCAGAAGUACCCCAGAGAUGUGGGAAGAUUUGAUUAUGAAGGCUAAAGAAGGAGGGCUUGAUGUGAUUGAAACUUAUGUGUUUUGGAAUGUGCAUGAGCCUUCUCCUGGCAAUUAUAAUUUUGAAGGGAGGUAUGAUUUGGUGAGAUUCUUGAAGACAAACCCCUGUGAAUGA
Molecule: messenger RNA, 342 nt
Organism: Helianthus annuus (common sunflower)
Lineage: Eukaryota; Viridiplantae; Streptophyta; Magnoliopsida; Asterales; Asteraceae
Product: beta-galactosidase 5
Exons: 3
Coding region: 16-342 (108 amino acids)
Biological process (GO): carbohydrate metabolic process
Cellular component (GO): cell wall; vacuole
Molecular function (GO): beta-galactosidase activity
Source: RefSeq, a predicted model, not a curated record